AUGAAUCAAGCGGAAAUAGAGUUCCACUUGGUGAUUCUUAUGUAAGCGAUUAUAGACGAUUUACUUGAUCAAAUUAAGAUUUGUAAAAGCCAGAAGAAUUAUAAGUGAACGAAGUAUAUUUUGGUAAAUUAAAAUCACACAAAUUAUCACUAAAUGAACCAUAAAGUAAGUUAAAAGUAAGAAAAAAGAGUUCCGGCAUCGCGGCGGUGAUGCGUCAGCAAUGCACCGAAAUCCUAAGCAUUCGGGAGGAUCGUCGUGCAGUGUCUAUGGCCUUGAAGGCUCUCCUUGGACAAGGACGAUGUGGGCAAACUCUAGAUCUUCUUGUGAAGUCUAGAGAUCACUGAAAUGGGUCGUCAAAUUGUCUUUGAUAGUUGUCACCCAAUGGUUGUCACCCGAUAGAGAGGAGCUAGAUGAAGGUGGGGCGCCUGUCAAGGAGCUUCACCCUCACCUCCGCACAGUAAGAAGAGGCUCUUCAUCUCAUCUAGUACGCUCUCAGGAGGUGGCGACUCAUCUCCUAAUGGAUCAUCCUCUUCCUGAUGAUGGCUUGUUCAUCGAUCAAUCGGAGAUGCUUUACUCGAUGGAUUCGCGAUCCUUUUAUCAUGAAUCGUUCAAAAAUUUUAGUAACAAUGCUCCAUAAAUCGUAUUAAUGAGAUUUUUGCCAAUGAUCCAGCGAUUCUAGUUGCUUAAUCCUUCACUGAGAAUCUGUAGGAAAGUCGUAAUAAUCAAAUAAAAAAAUAUGAGUUUUGGCUCUAGGAGGAUUCAAACCUAUGCCGGUUGCCCGCCCUACUCUGCCAAGUGACAACUGCUACAAACGAUUCGACGACCCAUUUUAUUGAUCUCUAGACUUUGCAAAGAAAUCUAGAGGUUGCCCAUGUCAUUCUUGUUCAAGGAGAGCCUUCAAGGCCAUGGACACUGUAGAAUAAUCUUUCCGAAUGCUCAAGAAUCUAGUGCAUCACUAACGCAUUGUUGCCACAACACCAGAACUCUGUUUUCCUACUUCAACUAAAUUUUUACUUCAUUUAGUGAUAAUCUGUGUGAUUUAAAUUUACCAAGAUAUACUUCAUUCAAUUACGAUUCUUUUGGCUUUUAUAGAACUUAAUUUGAUCAAUUAAAUCAUCUAUAAUCACUUAAGUAAGAAUCAUCAGAUGAAACUCUGUUUUGCCCGAUUCAUGUUUGCUGGGUGUUGAUGUCAUCUUGACGUCCCCAUUUUCGUGAAUUUUAAAUAUAUUUAAUUUUUAUUUUCUAGUAUAAAAUUCAUAGAAAAUAGUAUUCUUUGAGAAAAAUUCUGAAUAAUUAGCCGAUAUUAUAUUACAUCCCUUUAAUUGACUUGGAAAAUUACUGCUAUUUUUUGAAGUUUUAUGGAAUUAUAAUUGAUAUAUUUAUUCAGAAAUACUUCUAAAUAUCUAAAAAUUUGUAUUUUCUAGUUUUAUAAAUUUUGAAUUUGUGUGAUUUACUAUACAACAACUAAGUCACAUCAACGUCUAAAAAUGAUAGUCAUUUGUUUUAGUUCAUAUGACAAUGUCAUUAGUGUGUACUUAUUGUUGAGUUUAAAUACACACUAUCUAAUAAUAUUUAUACCUAAAACUUAAUAAAAUAUUAUUAUAGAAUUAAGUCUCAAGUUGAACACAAGGAGAUUGACUAAUCUGUCAUAAAAAAUAAUUUAAUUUAUAUAUAAAGUGGUUUUAAUAUUUUGUUAAUAUUUAACAUAAAUAUAAAGUAGAAGGGUGAGGUGAGAAGAAUAAAGGAAGGGAAGGGAGAAAAAAAGGAAGGGGGAAAAGAGAGAGAGAAAGAGAGAGCUCACACGAGAGAUAGAAGGGAUGGGAUCUCUCAUGAAAGGGAGAGAAAGAGCGAGGAGAAGAGAGAGUUCUUAUGAGAGAAAAGGGAUGAGAUCUCUCAUGAAAGGAAAAGAAAGAGAGCGGAGGAGAGAAAGCUCUCAUGAGAGAGAGAAGGGAUCAGAUCUCUCGUGAAAGGAAGAGAAAGGGAGUGGAGGAGAGAAAUCUCACAUGAGGCAGAGAGAGAGAAGGAGAGAGAAAUCAAUCGAGAGAGAGAAAGAGAAUGAAAUCAAUCAAGAGAGAGGGAGAGAAAGGGAGAGAUCUUAUGAGAGAUGAAGAGAGAAGAGAGGUCUCACAAGAGAUAGAGAAAGAAGAGAGGUCUCACGAGAGAGAGAGAGAGAGAAAUAAGAAGAAAAUGAAGAAAAAGAGAAAUAUGGUCAUCCUAUUUUCUCAGACGAAUGUGUGCUCGAGGAUUCACACACAUGACAUGAGAUUAGUCAUGAAUGUCUCUAGCUUAUUUAAACCAUUGAAUGCUCAUUAAUCAACCUUUAAUCUCGGUGAUUUUGCAUUUGAAAAUAAAAAAAACUUGUUAUUCGUAGAAUAUUGAGAACAUGAAUAUGUCAAGAUUCAAUUGUAAAAAUCAAUAGAAAAAGUUAGAAAUGAUCUUAGCUUAAUCUCAUACGAGUCUUGGAGGAUUUACAAGAAGAAUGAAGAUCAUUCAUCAAGUUUUGAAUUAGUUCUACUCAUUUCAAUCAAAACGUGCAUGAAAUGGAAAGAACUUAUCGUAAAAUGUAAAUAAAUGACAAAAGCAGAUAAGUAAAUGCUGAAAAUAGGAAAUAAAUCAUUGCCCAAGUUUAGUCUACCUCCUAGAUAACUAGAGACACCAAUGUGGUAGUUUGGUUUUGUCCAAACAUGCCACACCACGCCGGAAGUCAUAGAAGUAUCAUCCAAAAGCACUGUGCCACUUUCCAAAGAGAUUUGCUGAAAUAAGGGUUGCCAAGCUGUCAGCGUUGUCUAAGGGGAGAAGAGAAGAGCUGACCACUUGUUAGAGGCCUUGAGUGUAGUCAAAGGAGGAAGGAAGAAACUUGCCAAUCACUGAAGAUGUCGAUUGCGUAAAAGAAGGGAAUAAUAGCUUGCCGUAUUUUUGACUACCAUCAGGACUUUAACGAUAAUCAAUAAUAUCUAUUUUACUAGAAAAUAAUCAAUUAUUAUCUUUAUAUCCCUGAUGAUGAUUUGUGUGAGAACUUAAGUUCCUAGUGUCGUGGUGCUUCAAGAGCCACUAGAUCAGAUGAGCUUGGUACAUGGCACAUUGAACAACAUAGGAUCAACCUGCUACAAACCACUAUCGAUCGAAAACUUAAGUUCUUGGUACCAUGGCACCUUCAUAGCUGUCAAAUCAUCCUUUAAGCCCACAUGUGUGUUGAGCAAUGUCGAAUUCAUAAACUGUCGAUGGAUUGCUUUACACAUAUGGUAUUGUGGUGGUUUGCCAGCCACAAGAUUUGGCUAAUUUGAUGACAUGACUCUUUGUGUACUACUAGAUCACACCAUGCUCUAGAUGGCUAUGCUAGAACAAGCGAAAAUAUUUAGUUCAACACUGGAAAUAUAUUGGAUGUAUGUACUGAAUAGAAACUAAAGCUUAUCUCUCUCAGCAAAGAUCCCUUCUCCCAAAAUAAAAUAAUGUCUAGAACCAUCUUAGGAGAAGGCAAUAAGGUGGUCCGCCCUCGUGCACGCACGUGUUUAUGAGAACUCCUUGCCCCAUGACUGGUUGGCCACUAGGAUGUAAAAGGAGAGUGGCGCACACGUGUGUAGAGUGAGGCCUUCGUCACUCGAGCCCAACUCGUGGCUCCCUUCGUCUGGGUCUACCCAGUUGAUUGUUGUCCCCCCUCUAGGUCAACUGCCAAGUGCUACCUUGCUAGCAUACGAAAGAAUUUUUUAUAUUUUAUUAUUUUUAUUUCAAUAAUAAAAAAUACUACUAAAUAUUUUAACUUGACUUUUAAAAUUAACAAUAUAUCCUAUAUUUCUUUUGCAAGUUAACAAAAUAAAGUCAAAAAAUAAAACUAAUUAAAACACAUAAAUCUAGCUUUAACAUUAAUGUCUGAUAAGUCUUCAUUAUCAUGAGUUAAUAAUUAGUAAAUAAUAUAGUUUUAGCCUUAACUCAUGAUAAAUAGACUUAUAUUUGUGUUAAAGAAUGAUUUUUGGUUUUCAAUUGAUAAACGUGAAGUUUUGGGUAAUUAUGUGAUUUUAUACGAUUUUUACAGUCUUACUUUUGAGAUAAAUGAAGAACAAGAAAUAAAAAUAAAAAUAUUGCAAAAAUGAGAGGACCCGCCGGCCAGCCAGGCCCGCAACCAGGUUGGAAGCGCAGUCGGGGAGUAAGCCGUGAGCAGGGGCUCGAGCGGCUUGACUUGGGGAUCGAUAGGGCACGCAUACGCCACUCCCCUUCCACGUCACCGGUGGCCAGCCGGUUGUGGGGCAAGGAGUGGUCAUACACGCGAGAGAAGGGACUUUGCUCACAAAGCUAACAUUACUAUAUAUUCGCCCGAAAAAUUGGCGUACAACUGAUGUGGGACUAAACCCACCUUCCUCAGAAGAGGCGGGUGACCGGCGCAGGUUCAAAUCCUCCCAGAGUCAAAAUUCAUAUAUUUUUAUCUGAUUAUCGCGACUUUCCUGCAGAUCACCGAUGAAGGAUUAAGCAACGAGAAUCGCUGGAUCAUCGGUGAAAAUCUCGUCAACGCGAUUCGUGGAGCAUUGCUACUAAAAUUGCUGAACGAUUCACGAUAAAAGGAUCGCGAAUCCAUCGAGUAAAUCAUCUCCAAUUGAUCGACGAACAAGCCGUCGUCAGGAAGAGGACGAUCCGCCAGGAGACUAGUCGCCACCUCCUGAGAGCGUACCAGAUGCAAUGAAGAGCCACCUCUUGCUGUGCGGACCUAAGGAUGAAGCUCCCUGACACGCGCCCCACCUCCAUCCAACUCCUCUCCGUCGGGUGACAGCCGCCGGAGAGCCGCAAAGUCGCCGUUUUUCCGCUCCGCCGGGUGACAGCCACCGGAGAUGAUUUGACGACCCACUUCAUUGAUCUCUAGACUUCGCGAGAAGAUCUAGAGAUUGCCCACGUUGUCUUUGUCCAAGGAGAGCCUUCGAGGCCAUGGACACUGCACGACAAUCCUCCUGAAUGCUUAGGAUUCUGGUGCAUCGCCGACGUAUCGCCGUCGUGACGCCGGAACUCUGUUUUCCUACUUUCAAUUUAAUUUACGCUUCAUUUAGUGAUACUUUGUGUGAUUUUAAUUUACCAAACUAUAAUUCGUUAAAUUACGAUUCUUUCGACUUUUACAGAUCUUAAUUUGAUUAAUUAAGUCAUCUGUAAUCGCUUACAUAAGAAUCGCCAGGCGGAACUCUGUUUCCGCCUGAUUCGCGUUCACCGGGUGUUGACGUCAUCUUGACGCCCGCACCCUUAUUUCCUUUUUUUUCGUGAAUUUUAAAUAUAUUUCCUUUUUAUUUCCUAGUAUAAAAUUCGUAAGAAAAUCGUAUUCAUUGAGAAAAAUUCUGAAUAAUUACCAGAUAUUAUAUUACAUCCCUGUGAUUGACUUGAAAAAUUAUCGCUAUUUUUGGAAUUUUUAUUGAAUUAUAAUUGAUAUAUUUAUUUUGAAAUACUUCUAAAUAUCCGAAAAUUCGUAUUUUCUAGUUUUAUAAAUUUUAUAUUUGCGUGAUUUAACAUACAACGACUAAGUCACGUCAAUGUCUAAGACCAAAAAAUAAAUGGGAAAAUAGCAUUCACCUACCUUGACAAUUACAUCUUCUAAUAUUCCUUUAGGUUUCCUAGUAGAUCUAUCUACAACUUGAAGAAUUGUAGAGGCUGGUUUGAGCUCACCAAUUCUAAAAUGUUCAGCAAUGGCAGUAGGUAAAAAAUUAACACCAGCACCUAAAUCAAGCAAUGCAUUAUCAAAAGUAAUUCCACCAAUUUUACAAGAGAUUAGAGGUUUACCUGGAUCUUUACAUUUCAUGGGCAAUUGAUCAAGAAUAAUUGCAUUGUGAUGAAAGGAUGAUUCUUUUUUCUCUUUUAGGUGUGCACAUCUCCUUCAAAAAUUUUGCAUAACUUGGUACAUGAUUGAUGGCAUCCAAGAGAGCAAUCUUGAGCUGCACUUGCUCAAAAAUUUUCAUCACCUCAUCACUAUGAAUCAAUCCCUUUUUACCUUUUGGUUUUAAUGCAUGAAGGAAAGGUGUAGUGGGAACAUAUUCCUUGGGGUCAAUAUUUACUUCAACCUUUGAUUUUUCAACCUCUUCAUCAUCACUAAAAUCAUCAUCUUCCUCUAUAAUUUUCUGUUUUUGAUCUUCUGAAUUUUUGUCCAUAGAAGAGAUGUCUUUUCCAUCCUCCUUUUGUUGGUAACGAUCACUCAAAACCUUCCCAUUUCGUAGCUGAGAUAUGGCCUUCAUGUCUUCCAUUUGAGAUAGUACAAAAGGUUCUUCAAAACUUGUAUUUACCAUGUUAGCUUGAUGCUGAAAACCAGGAGGAUGAUUUUGUAGAUUGGCUAUGGGUUGACUUGGUAGCUGGCCUCCACUUGGUCUAAAUUGUUGAGCUGCAUGUGGUUUUUGUGUGAGUUGAUGCAUGGAUUUGUUUUGUUGUUGUUGCUGCAGCAAUUGUUGAAUGGAUUGUUGUCGAGUUUGUUGUUGUUGUAAUUUUUGAAUGGUUUGUUGUUGUUGAACCAUGAUCCGUUGUAAACCACUCAAUUUAUUGUCACUGCCUUGAUUUUUUCCCAUGACUUGUGGUCCUUGACCUAAUGGUGGGUGUGCUUGAAAAUUUGAUGGGCGUGGUUGACCUUUCAUGGGUGGAAAUAUUUGCUGCUGAGGUCUAACCUGCAUGUUGGGAUAACUAGAAGAUGUUUGCUCACUAAACAUGUUUUGAUUUUUCCAUGAAAAAUUUGGAUGAUUUCUCCAUCCAGGGUUAUAAGAAGCCUGCACAAAAUCAUGAUUAGACUUAUUAAAAUCUUGAGCUAAUUGAACUUGUUCAGAUGUAUAUGAUGGAGAAAUAAUUUGAGGACAUUCAUUUUCAGCAUGAUUCAAACUUGAAGAAAUUUUGUAAGUUUGUCACUUAAAUUUUUCCUAAAAGCAAGAAUUUUUUCCAUCUUAGAAUUUAGCUCAUCAAAUUAACUCUUCCAUUCUUUAUCAUCUGAUUUUCUAAUCUCAUAAAUUCCACCCUUAGAUCUAUCAAAGGAAGAUGAAGAUAUAUAGUUAGAAGAGUUAUCAGUAAGUUCUUCCAAAAGAGAAUAUCCCUCAUCUUCCUUUUUAUUCAUAAAUGUGCCACCACAUGAUGCAUCAAUCAUUUGCUUGUUGGCUGCAGACAAACCAUCAUAAAACAUUUGAACUAUUUGUCAUUUAGGAAUACCAUGAUGAAGACAUCUUCUCAUCAUAGCUUUGAAUCUAUACCAUGCUUCAUGCAAAGGUUCAUUACUGUUUUGUGUAAAACUCAUAAUAUGUUUUCUCAUCAACAUGGUUUUCCCCCUAGGAUAAAAUAUUUUCAGAAAUUCCUGCACUAAAUCAGGCCAUGAUUUUAUCUCCUUUUCUAAAGUAGAAAUCCAAUAGCUAGCAUCACAUUUCAAAGAAAAAGGAAACUAUGUUAAUUUUAAUUCAUCGUCAACCUCUUUGACAGUCCCACAAACCUUAAGACAUUCUUGCAAAUGAUCAUAUGGAUCUUCAAUAUUUUUAUCAUAAGAAUAUAGGCAGCAAUUGAAAAAUUCCUGAUUUAAUAUUGUGCUUGCAAAUAGGUUGCUAUUGAAAAUCAAGUGCAGAUGGUGGAUUAAAAUAAUCUCUAAUAGGUCUAGGGUUUUCUCUAUUUUCCUCUACUUUUCGUGAAUUAAGCAAAUUGCCAGAUGAUUUAACUCUAGAUAUAGGUAGUUCUACUAAUUUGGGUUUUAAUGACCUCCGUCCUAGCAUGCAACAUUAAUUCACGAAUUAUUUUUUUAUAUAGAAAUGAGAUAUGAAAAGAAAAUGUAGAAAAAUAGAAAAAUAAUUCCUAUAGAGAAUUAAAGAUUUCGAAAUUACCUUCGCCAAGAACAGCACCAAAAAUUGAUGUGGUUCUAAGUCGUUAUUAGAAUCAUCAAUCAAUUUUAAUAACUUGUUCAACUAGAUUCAACAAAAAUAAUAAUAAGAAUUUUAGAUGGAUAUAGUGGUGAGCUAGGUCAUCUCCUUAGGGGAAAGCUUUUAAAAAUCCUUUUAUCCUCUAAUUUAAAGAAUUACAAAUUGAUUAGAAGAUUUAAAUUCAUAUUCAAAACAAUAAAUGAAAUAAAAUGGCAAAUAAAUAUAAAUGCGAAUAUAAAAAUGAAAUGAAUUAAAAUCAAUAAACUAAAUAUGCUUUGGAUUGAUUAAAAUAGAAGAAAAAAAGUAAAUAAAUAAUUUAACCUAAGAAAAUAAAAUUAUUUCACAGAUCAAACAAGAAAAUAAUAAAAACUCUAUUAAAAAUCAAACUUACAACUCUUUGAAUGCAUGGCUUGAUGUCAACUUCUGGGUAGCACUUCUCAAUCUUGCAUCUAGUUCAAUAGAAUGGAUUUAAGGUGAAAAGGGUAAAGGAGAACAAUCAAAAUUAACAAUGCACUCUUCAGAAUCCUAUUUUCUCAUGAGAAAGAAGAACAAUAUUUUCUCUCAAGAACAACCCAAGAACAACUCUAGAAAAUCUCCAUUUCCCUCCCCUCUUCCUCCUUUGUCCCAUAGAUCUACAAAUCGAAUUUUCUAUUUUGACUUCUUAUUUUCUGUCAUAUUUUGCCAAUUUUUCUCUAAAGUUUUCAGCAUUUUCCCCUUUUCUCAUGGGGUAAUAAUCGAUAUUAUCUAUUUUGCCAGAUGAUAAUCAAUAUUUGAAUAUAUACCCUUUUGUGCAUGUGAGGGAAUAAUUGAUAUCGUUUGUUUUACCAAAUGAUAAUUGAUAUUUCUAAAUAUAUGCUCCGAAGCAUGGUUCGAUGAAGACUAUUGGAUCCUUGUGCUAUGAUUUUGCUCUGAAGAGGGGUGAUGUGGCCUAAUAAUCACUGUUAGAUCUCCAUCGGCUCUUGCUCCUUUUGCAUGUGCUUUAUCACGAUCUGUGUGCAUCAGAUGCCAUGAUAGCCACUGUUGGAUUGGUGGCUACUUUUCAUGUAUUGAUGGCUAUGACAUGGAGUGUGGGAUCUACUAGCAGUCACCAUUGGAUCUUGGAGCUACUUUUUCAUAUGACAGCAACAGUGAUGUGGCUUCAUGGCAUGCAUUAGAUUUGACCACUACUAUCACACUACUGUUAGAUCUGAAAAGAAUAUAAAGUUAAUCCCAUAUUGAAAGUAUUAUGUGAUUGUUAUCAUAUCUAAUAAUGAUGUCUUCUAAUUAUAUUUAUUUUAAAGCCUCAAAUUUUUAGAAAAAUUAUAUAAAAUAGAUUUCAAUUAAUCAUAAAAUUUAGCACAAUAAUAUUUUAUUUUAAAAAAUAAGUGAGAAUUAAGCCUCAAGAUAUAAAAUAAAUUCUCAUCAACUUUUUGUUUAUUCAUAAAAUAUCAAUUUAAAUUAAGAUUUAGAGAGGUUCAUUUAAAUAACAAAUAAAAUAAUUUACAUGAUAACUUGUGAAAUAUUCCUCAAAUAUACAUUAUUGUCCUACAACAUAAAUUAAUAAUGAAUACUUCACCCCCCAACUUAAAAAUGACAUUGUCCUCAAUGACACAGAAAAAUCGAAACAAAAUAUGCAGAAAAGAUAAUUUUCAAGUGAAGUAUACAUAUAUGUAAAGUUAAGCAUUAAAAAUGUUGUCAUAAAUGAUUAAGCUCAGAAAGACAUCACCUCAACCUCAUUUUUAAUUUUCCACUUCAUCUUACACUCCUCCUACACUUUUUCGAAAAAACAAAUACAGAAACAAGUAUUGCAAAAUACUAAGAAAAAUAGAGCUUAAAAAAAAAUCAAACAUAAUGAAAUAAAAACCAUGGGUUGCCUAUCAUGCAAUGUUGCAAUUAAUGUCGCUAGCUGGACAGCUCUAAGAUCAUAUAAGAUGAUCUAUGGCCAUCAAAAUAUAUUGAUAUCCCAAGGUAAGUUUCAUGAUAUUCUUUUUCAAAUUUAGCAUAAAUUUUGUAUCCUCUUGACAUGACUCAGUCGUUUUAUAUUAAAUCACGCAAAUAUAAAAUUUGUAAAACUAGAAAAUACGAAUUUUCAGAUAUUUAGAAGUAUUUCUAAAUAAAUAUAUCAAUUAUAAUUCAAUAAAAUUCCAAAAAAUAGCGGUAAUUUUCCAAGUCAAUCACAAGGAUGUAAUAUAAUAUCUGGUAAUUAUUCAGAAUUAUUCUCAAUGAAUACGAUUUUCUUACGAAUUUUAUACUAGGAAAUAAAAAGGAAAUAUAUUUAAAAUUCACGAAAAAAAAAGGAAAUAAGGGUGCGGGCGUCAGGAUGAUGUCAGCGCCCGGUGAACGUGAAUCAGGUGAAAACAGAGUUCUGCCCGACGAUUCUUACGUAAGCGAUUACAGACGACUUAAUUAAUCAAAUUAAGAUCUGUAAAAGCCGGAAGAAUCGUAAUUUAACGAAGUAUAGUUUGGUAAAUUAAAAUCACACAAAGUAUCACUAAAUAAAGCGUAAAUUAAAUUGAAAGCAGGAAAACAGAGCUCUGACGUCGCGACGGCGAUGCGUCGACGAUGCACCGGAAUCCUAAGCGUUCGGGAGGGUUGUCGUGUAGUGUCCACGGCCUCGAACGCUCUCCUUGGACAAAGACGAUGUGGACAAUUUCUAGAUCUUCUCGCGAAGUCUAAAAAUCAAUGAAGUGGGUCGUCGAAUCGUCUCCGGCGGCUGUCACCCGACAGAGAGGAGCUGGAUGGAGGUGGGGCGUAUGUCAAGGAGCUUCAUCCUCAGGUCCACGCAGCAAGAGGAGGCUCUUCAUCGCAUCUGGUACGCUCUCAAGAGGUGGCGACUGGUCUCCCGGCGGAUCAUCCUCUUCCUGACGACGGCUUGUUCGUUGAUCAAUCGGAGAUGAUUUACUCGAUGGAUUCACGAUCCUUUUAUCGUGAAUCGUUCAGCAAUUUUAGUAGCAAUGCUCCGCGAAUCGCGUUGACGAGAUUUUUGCCGAUGAUCCAAUGAUUCUCGUUGCUUAAUCCUUCACCGACGAUCUGCAGGAAUGUCGUGAUAAUCAGAUAAAAAUAUAUGAAUUUUGACUCUGGGAGGGUUCGAACCCACGCCGGUCGCUCGCCUCUUCUGAGGAAGGUGUGACGGGGGUUUAGUCCCACAUCGGUUGUACGCCGAUUUUUCGGGUGAAUAUAUAGUAGUGUUAGCUUUCUCAGCAAAGUCCCUUCUCUCGCGUGUAUGACCACUCCUUGCCCCACAGCCAGCUGGCCACCGGUGACGUGGAAGGGGAGUGUGGCGUACGCAUGCCCUGUCAGUCCCCAAGCCAAGUCGCUUGAGCCCCUGCUCGCGGCUUACUCCCCGACUGCACUUCCGACCCACUUGCCGCUUGCGAGCUCGGCUGGCCGGCGGGUUCCCCUCAUUUUUGCAAUAUUUUUAUUUUUAUUUGUUCUUCAUUUAUCUCAAAAGUUUGACUGUAAAAAUUGUAUAAAAUCACAUAAUUACCCAAAAAUUCAUGUUAAUCAAUUGAAAACCAAAAAUCAUUUUUUAACACAAAUAUAAGUCUAUUUAUCAUGAGUUAAGGCUAAAACUAUAUUAUUUACUAAUUAUUAACUCAUGAUAAUGAAGACUUAUCACCUCCCCUACUCCAUUUUAUCUUCCAUACAUAUUUGUUCAAUUUGCAAGGAGUGAAAUAUUUCAAGCUUAGAAAUAAUUCUAAUGAGCUGUGAGUUUUGAAGGAUGGAAGGAUUUUCUUCUUUAAUCUUAGAUCUAAUGAAUUCAGUAAAAUUUUAAUUUUCUCCUCCAAAAUUAUCUCUAUACUCAUAUUCAUUAUUUUCGUUUCUCACCAUUAGUUGAAUCAACUUUUUUUCUAGCUUUUCAUUUCUCAACUCAUCAAAUUCGUCAUCUUCCUAAGAGCUAUCUUUUAAUUUUGAGGUAUGAUAUACAUCAUUAUCAACAUCCAUGGCUGGAAAAUUAUGAUUAGAUUUAUUAAUGUCGUCUCCUACAUCUCCUAAAUCAACUCAUUUUUCCUCACCUGAAAUAUAUUUUUCUUCAUUUGUGUCCUUACUCCCUUCUACUAAAAUUUGGAUGAUUUUUCCAUGAUCAGCUGUUGUCUCUUCAUCUAAGGGGUCUUUCUCCUCAUCAUCCUCACUAUAUUCAUUCAUCAAUUGUGAGCAAUAAAUGAUUUUAUUCAAAUUUUCUACUACUAUAUUUUCAGCCUUAAUGUUCUCAUUUACUUCUAAUGGCUCAUUAAUUUUAUCUAAUAAUUAGAAAUAAGGAUUAGGUAAAAUAUUCUCACUCAAUAUAUUCACUGACUUAACAUUUUCAUUUCAUGAGUUUUUUUCUAAAUUUAUUCAGCUAGACUCUCCUUGCUGAAAUCUUAUUGUUGGAUAGUUUCUUGAAUUUUCUAUGGGCUGACUAGGUAGCUAUCCCUCUUCUCUCUUAUUCCUAAGAGUCUCUAUAAUUUGUUUCUAGUGCAGCAUCAUUUGAUUCAUAGUUUGUUGCAUCAUUUGGCUCAUUUGCUGCAUCAUUUCCAUAGCAUCAGGUUGAAUUUGAGAGGACUGAUUUUUUUGAAAUGUAUGUUCCUAUUUUGGACAAAAUUCAAAAUGUGAAUUGGAUCUAAGUGCUUUUGGAUUUUGAAUAUUAUUUGGGUCUCUCGAUGAAAAAUUAUUCCUCUAAUUAGGGUUAUAAAAAUUUGAAAAAGGUUCCCUAUUUCUAUUAAAACUGUGAGCUACUUGCACUUGUUCUUGCCUAGGUUGAAAUGAUUGAUCUAAAUUAUAACAUUGAAAUUCAGAAUAAUCAUUUUCACCAUACAUAGGACAUGUACUAUUCGAAUUAAAUUGAGGCUUAAAAGGCUUUCUAAUAUUGUCAAUAAGUAAUUCAAUUUUUUCUAAUAUUUGAUUAAUCUAAUUAACCUCAUUUCUAAGUUUAGAAUCAUCAUCAUGAUGCAAUUCAUAAAUUUCUCUCUUCUUAUCCUUGUCAUAUAAUUCAAAAGAGACUUGAUCUCUAGAAUUUUCACUUAAAUUCUCAUAAAGAUUGUAAAUCUCAUCAAGAGUUUUCUCCAUAAAUGCUCCUCCACAUAUAGAAUCAACCAUAUUUCUAUGUUGUUCUAAUAAUCCAUCAUAAAAAAUUCUAUUGAGCUGUCACUUGGGUAUAGCAUGAUGAGGAGACUUUUUAAGUAAAUCUUUGAAUUUUUCCCAUGUCUCAUGCAAAGUUUAUCCUGGUCUUUGAGAAAAACUCCAUAUAUGUUUUUUUUAUAUUUUGAGUUUUUCCUAAGGGAUAAAAUUUUUAAAGAAAGGCCUGUUCUAUAUCUUUCUAGCUAGUUAAUUCUCUAUCGAACAUGGAUAGCUAAUGACUAGCUUUGUCCCUAAGUGUAUGAGGGAAUAAUUUCAUUUUAAUAAUUUCUAGUGUAACUUGAAGGAGAUUAACUAAAUCACAGACCAUAUGAAAUUUUUCUAAGUGCUGAUGAGGUUCUUCUAAAGGCAAUCCAUGAAAAUUAGGGAGUAUUUAAAAAAUUCUUCAAUUUAUUUCGAAUUUAACAGUGGGUGCUAAUGGGACUGUAAUAUUGGAUGCUCUUUGAAAUGAAUUAGGGAUAUAAUAAUUUUUCAUGGCCAUAGAAUUGUUCUCAAUUUGGCCUGUAUUUCCUUCAGGAUCUAUCAAAAUUAAUUUUUCUUUCGGAUCUUUAUUUUUGAAUGAAAUAAUGAAAGGAUUUUCUAGCCUUGGAUGCAAGGAUCUUCUACCAUGCAUAAAAUACAAUAAAUUCGAGAGAAAAAUUUAGUAAUUGUUACCCUCCUUCAGUAUGCUCCAUUCCUUGUCUUGCUUCUUUUCAUUCCCUUUUUCUAAAAAAAAAAUCGACAAAAAGAAAAUAAAACAAAGAGUUAAAUUUUUUUGUGUACUCUAAGAGAAAAAUAGAAAAAUACUAAAUAUUAUGCAAUACAUUCCCAACAAUAGUACCAAAAUUUGAUGUGACUCAGUCGUUGUAUAUUAAAUCACGUAAAUAUUAAAUUUAUAAAACUAGAAAAUAUGAAUUUUUAGAUAUUUAGAAGUAUUUAUAAAUAAAUAUAUCAAUUAUAAUUCAAUAAAACUUCCAAAAAUAGUAGUGAUUUUCUAGGUCGAUCACAAGGAUGUAAUAUAAUAUCUAGUAAUUAUUCAUAAUACAAUGUUCUAUGAAUUAUAUACUAAGAAUUGAAAAGAAAAUAUAUUUAAAAUUUACAAAAAAAGAAAAUAAGUGUGCCAAUAUCAAGAUGAUGUUAGUGCCCGGCGAAUGUGAAUUGGGCGAAAAUAGAGUUUCGCUUGGCGAUUCUUAUGUAAGCAAUUACAAAUGAUUUAAUUAAUCAAAUUAAGAUCUGUAAAAGCCAGAAGAAUUGUAAUUGAACAAAGUAUACUUUGAUAAAUUAAAAACACAAAAUUAUCACUAAAUGAAGCGUAAAGUAAAUUGAAAGCAAGAAAACAAAGUUCCGGCAUCGCGACGGUGAUGCGUCGGCGAUGCACUGGAAUCUUAAGCAUUCGGGAGGAUCAUCAUGUAGUGUCCACGGCCUCGAAGGCCCUCCUUGGACAAAGCUGACAUGGGCAAUCUCUAGAUCUCCUUGCAAAGUCUAGAGAUUAAUAAAAUGGGUCGUCGAAUCGUCUCUGGCGGCUAUCACCCAGCGGAGCAGAAAAACGGUGACUUUGCAGCUCUCUAGUGGCUAUCACCCGACAGAGAAGAGCUGGAUGGAGGUGGGGCGCAUGUUAGGGAGCUUCAUCCUCAAGUCUGCACAGCAAGAGGAGACUCUUCAUUGCAUCCGGUACGCUCUCAAGAGGUGGCGACUCGUCUCUCGGCAGAUCGUCCUCUUCCCAACAAUGGCUUGUUCAUCGAUCAAUCGGAGAUGAUUUACUCAAUGGAUUCACGAUCCUUUUAUCGUAAAUUGUUCAGCAAUUUUAGUAGCAAUGCUCCACGAAUCGUGUUGACGAAGUUUUCGCUGAUGAUCUAACGAUUCUCGUUGCUUAAUCCUUCACCGACGAUCUGCAAGAAAGUCACGAUAAUUAUAUAAAAAUAUAUUACUUUUGACUCUAGAAGGACUCAAACCUAUGCCAGUCAUUCGCCUCUUUUGAGGAAGGUGUGAUGCGGGUUUAGUCCCACAUCGGUUGUGCGCCAAUUUUUCAGGCGAAUAUAUAGUAAUGUUAGAUUUCUAAGCAAAGUUCCUUCUCUCGUGUGUACGACCACUCCUUGCCCCACAACUGACUGGCCACUGGUGACAUGGAAGGGGAAUGGCACACAUGUGCCCCUAUCGGUCCAAGCUACUUGAGCCCCUACUCGUGGCUACUCCCUAACUGAGCUUCCAACCUGCUUGCGGGCCCAGCUAGCCGGCGAGUCCCCUCAUUUUAUUUUUAUUUCUUGUUCUUCAUUUAUCUCAAAAGUAAGACUAUAAAAAUCAUAUAAAAUCAUAUAAUUACCCAAAAAUUCACGUUAAUUAAUUAAAAACCACUUUUCACACUUUAACACAAAUAUAAGUCUAUUUAUCAUGAGUUAAGGCUAAAACUAUAUUAUUUACUAAUUAUUAACUCAUGAUAAUGAAGACUUAUCAGUGGCCAAUUGAUCAAUUGAGCAAGGAGCACCUAUACACAUGCGCGUGCAUGAGGGCAAACCACCUUAUUGUUUUCUCUCAAAAUGGUCCUAGGAAUUAUUUUAUUUCAAGGGAAGGGAUCUCUACUAAGAGAGAGAAGCUUUAGUUUAUAUUCAGCACAUGUGUCUGAUAUAUUUCUAUUGUGGGACUAAAUGUUUUCAUCUAUUUCAAUGCAACUAUCUAGAGUGCUAUGUGAUCUAGCAAUAUACAAAGAGUCAUGUUGAUGUCUUCAUUAUCAUGAGUUAAUAAUUAGUAAAUAAUAUAUUAUUAGCCUGAACUCAUCAUAAAUAGACUUAUAUUUGUGUUAAAAUGUGAAAAGUGAUUUUCAAUUGAUUAAUGUGAUUUGUUGGCUAAUUAUGUGAUUUUCUAUGAAUUUAUAUAAUUUUUAUAAUUGUAUUUUUUAGAUAAAUAAAGAAAAAGAAAUAAAAAUAAAAAUAUAACAAAAUGAGGGGAACCUACCAACCAACCAACCAAGCCUGCAAGCAAGUUGGAAGCACAGUUAAGGAGGAGCUGUGAGUAGAGGCUCGAGUGGGUAAGACAGAUGGGGACAUGUGUGUGCCAUUCCCCUUCCAUGUCACUAGUGGCCAACUAGCUAUAGGGCAAAGAGUGGUCCUACGUGUGGGAGAAAGGGACUCAUUAUUUACAAUGUGAUAUUACUAUACAUUUGCUAGAAACUUUGACGCAUAAGUGAUGUGGGACUAAACUUGUGUCACACCUUCCUCUGAAAAGGUUUGAAGAUUUUAAUACCUAAAAUACUUCUUAGUUAUAAUAGAAAUAUACCAUGAUGAUGUCACUUGAUAAGGGUAUUAAAGCACUUAUUUCAAUCUCUCUCAUACAAGUAGACAAUUGGCAAGGGUUUGAAUCCUCUAAGAGCCAAAACUUAUAUUUUAUCUACUUAUCGUGACUUUCCUACAAAUCACUAGUGAAGGAUUAAACAGCAAGAAUUUUUGGAUCAUCGGCAAAAAUCUCAUCAAUGUGAUUCGUGGAGCAUUUUUACUAAAAUUGUUAAACGGUUCAUGAUAAGUUUUCAUUAUCAUGAGUUAAUAAUUAGUAAAUAAUAUAGUUUUAGCCUUAACUCAUAAUAAAUAGACAUAUAUUUGUGUUAAAGUGUGAAAAGUGGUUUUCAAUUGAUUAACAUGAAUUUUUGUGUAAUUAUGUGAUUUUAUAUGAUUUUAUAUAAUUUUUAUAGUCUUACUUUUGAGAUAAAUGAAGGAAAAGAAAUUAAAAUAAAAAUAGCAAAAUGGGGGGGACCCACUGGCCAGCGCGGCCCACAAGCGGGUCGGAAGCAAGUUGGGUAGGAGCCAUGAGCAGGGGCUCGAGCAGCUUGAACUGAUGGGGGCAUGUGUGCACCACUCCCCUUCCAUGUCACUAGUGGCCAACUGGCUGUGGGGCAAGGAGUCGUUGUACACGUGCGAGAAAGGGACUUGAUUGAAAAUUUAAUAUUACUAUAUAUUUGUCAAAAACUUCAGUGCACAAUUGAUGUGGGACUAAACCCGUGUCACCUUCCCUAGAUAGGGCAGGGUAACCGAUGUGGGUUCAAAUCCUCUUAGAGCCAAAACUCAUAUUUUUUUCAUCUGAUUAUCACGACUUUCCUGCAGAUCACCGGUGAAGGAUUAACCAACCAAAAUUGCUCGAUCAUCAAUGAAAAUCUCAUCAACAUAAUUCAUGAAGCAUUGUAACUAAAAUUGUUGAACAAUUCGUGAUAAAAGGAUCGCAAAUCCAUCGAGUAAAGUAGCUCUAAUUGGUCAACAAACAAGCUGUCGUCAGAAAGAGGACAAUCUGGCGAGAGACAAGUCGCCACCUCCUAAGAGCAUACCAGAUGCGAUGAAGAGCCUCCUCUUGUUGCAUAAACCUGAGGAUGAAGCUCCCUGACACGCGCCCCACUUUCAUCCAGCUCCUCUCCGUCAAGUGACAACCGUUAGAGAGCUGCAAAGUCGCCAUUUUUCUGCUCUGCCGGGUGACAACUGUCGAAGAUGAUUUGAUGACUCAUUUCAUUGAUCUUUAGACUUUGCAAGGAGAUCUAAUGAUUGCCCACGUCGUCUUUGUCCAAAGAGAGCUUUCGAGGCCAUGGAUAUUGCAUGACAAUCCUCUCGAAUGCUCAAGAUUCCAGUGUAUCACCAAUGCAUCGCCAUAGCGAUGCCAGAACUCUAUUUUCCUACUUUAAACUUAAUUUUCAUUUCAUUUAGUGAUAAUUUGUUGAUUUUAAAUUUACCAAGAUAAACUUCAUUUUAUUAUGAUUCUUCUGGCUUUUAUAGAUUUUAAUUUGAUCAAUUAAAUCAUCUAUAAUCGCUUAUGUAAGAAUCAUCGUGUAGAACUCUAUUUUUACUUGAUUCAUGUUCGCCAGGCACUGACAUCAUCUUGAUGUCUGCACCUUUAAUUUCCUUUUUUGUGAAUUUUAAAUAUAUUUAAUUUUCAUUUCCUAGUAUAAAAUUCAUAGAAAAUAGUAUUCUUUGAGGAAAAUUCUGAAUAAUUACCAGAUAUUAUAUUAUAUCCCUGUGAUCAACUUGGAAAAUUAUAGCUAUUUUUGGAUGUUUUAUUGAGUCAUAAUUGAUAUAUUUGCUCAGAAAUACUUUUAAAUACUUAAAAAUUCAUAUUUUCUACUUUUAUAAAUUUUAAAUUUUUGUGAUUUACUAUACAACGACUAAGUCAUGUCAAUUCAUGAUAAAAGGAUCAUAAAUUUAUCAAGUAAAUGAUCUCUGAUUGAUCGACAAAUAAGUCAUUGUUGAAAAAAGACGAUAUGUCAGGAGACAAGUCGCACCUACUAAGAGCAUACUAGAUGCGAUGAAGAGCCUCCUCUUACUAUGUAGACCUUAGGUUGAAGCUCCCUCACAUGCACCCCACCUCCAUUUAGCACCUCUCUAUUAGGUGACAGCUACAAGAAAACCUCAAAAUUAUUGUUUUUCUACUCCAUUAGGUGACAGCUUUUGGAGAGGAUUUGACGACUCAUUUCAUUGAUCUCUAGACUUUGUAAAGAGAUCUAGAAAUUACCCACAUCGUCCUUGUCUAAGGAGAGCCUUCAAAGUUGUGGACACACAAUAAUCCUCCCAAACGCUCAAGAUUCUAGUACAUUGCUAAUGCAUCACCAUCGCAACAUCGAAACUCUAUUUUCUUACUUUCAACUUAAUUUCAGCUUCAUUUAGUAAUAAUUUAUGUGAUUUAAAUUUAUCAAGCUAUACUUCAUUCAAUUAUGAUUCUUUCGGCUUUUACAGGUCUUAAUUGAAUUAAUUAAAUCAUUUAUAAUCACUUACAAAAGAAUCGUCGAGCAGAAAACUAUUUUGCCUAAUUCAUAUUCAUCGGGCACUAGCAUCAUUGAUGUGACAUAGUCGUGGUAUAUUAAAUCAUACAAAUCUAGAAUUUAUAAAAAUAGAAAAUACAAAUUUUCAGAUAUUUAGAAGUAUUUUCAAACAAAUAUAUCAAUUAUAAUUCAAUAAACUUCUAAAAAUAGUAGUAAUUUUCCAAGUCAAUCACAAGGAUGUAAUAUAAUAUCUGGUAAUUAUUUAGAAUUUUCCUCAAAGAAUACUAUUUUCUAUGAAUUUUAUACUAGGAAAUGAAAAGGAAAUAUAUUUAAAAUUCACGAAGAAAAGGAAAUAAGGGUGUAGACGUUAAAAUGAUGUCAGCGCCCAACAAAUGUGAAUUAGGUAGAAAUAGAGUUCUACUCAGUGAUUCUUACGUAAGCGACUAUAGAUGAUUUAAUUGAUUAAAUUAAGAUUUAUAAAAGUCAGAAGAAUCAUAAUGAAAUGAAGUAUAUCUUGGUAAAUUUUAAAAUCUAAAACAUUAUCACUAAAUGAAAUGAAAAUUAAGUUGAAAGUAGGAAAAUGAAGUUCCAGCGUCGUGGUAGUGAUGCGUCGAUGAUGCACCGAAAUCUUGUGUUUGAGAGGAUCAUCGUGUAGUAUUUAUGACCUCAAAGGCUCUCCUUGGACAAGGACGAUGUGGGUAAUCUCUAGAUCUCCUUGUGAAGUCUAAAGAUCAAUGAAAUCAGUCCUUGAAUCAUCUCUAGCAGCUGUCACCUGGUGGAGCGAAAAAAUGGCAACUUUGCGGCUCUCCGGCGAUUGUCACCUGAUGGAGAGGAGCUCAAUGGAGAUGGGGCAUGUGUCAAGGAGCUUCAUCCUCAGGUCUGCGCAGCAAGAGGAGACUCUUCAUCACAUCCGGUAUGUUCUUAAGAAGUGGUAACUCAUCUCCCAGUGGAUCAUCCACUUUCCAACGACAGCUUGUUCAUCGAUCAAUUGGAGAUGCUUUACUCGAUGGAUUUGUGAUCCUUUUAUCACGAAUCAUUCAGUAAUUUUAGUAACAAUGCUUCGCAAAUCACGUUGACGAGAUUUUCGCCGAUGAUCAAGUGAUUUUGGUUGCUUAAUCCUUCACUAGCGAUUUGCAAGAAAGUUGCGAUAAUUAGUUAAAAAAAUAUGAGUCUUGGCUCUGAGAGGAUUCGAAUCCACAUUGGUUGCGUGCCCUUUUUGGGGAUGGUGUGAUGUGGGUUUAGUCCCACAUCACUUGUGCAAUAAAUUUUUGGGUGAAUAUAUAGUAAUGUUACAUAUGAAAGCAAGUCCCGUUCUCACGCAUGUACAACCAUUCCUUGCCCCAUAGUUGGCUGGCCACCAAGAAGGGGAGUGGCGCACAUGUGACCCUAUUGGUCCAAUCCGCUCAAGCCCUUACUCACGAUUGCAUUUUUGACUAGACUUUUGACCCGCUUGCAAGCUCGGCUGGCUAGUAGUUCCCCCCAACUUUAUCUUAUUUUUAUUUUUAUUUCUUUUUCUUCAUUUAUCUCAAAAGUAAGAUUGUAAAAAUCAUAUAAAUUCAUAUAAAAUCAUAUAAUUAUCCAAAAAAUCACAUUAAUCAACUAAAAACCACUUUUCACACUUUAACAUAAAUAUAAGUCAAUUUAUUAUGAGUUAAGGCUAAAACUAUAUUAUUUACUAAUUAUUAACUCAUGAUAAUGAAGACUUAUCAAUCACUUACGAAAGAUACUCAUGAUAAUGAUAAUAUAAGUCUAUUUUACUAAUUAUUUAAAAUCACUUACGAAAGAAUCAUCAAGCGGAACCCUUUUACCUGAGCCCUUGUAAUAUAAAAUUCAUAAAAAAUUCAUAAACCCUUGUACCUAAUCAAUGAAAUUCAUAAAAAAUUCAUAAACCCUUGUACCUUAUCAUCGAGCAAAAGAAUCAUUUUGUAAUAUAAAAUUCAUAAAAAAUUGAUGCAAGAUGGGGUGAGAACCCUUGUACCUGAUCAAUGAAACUCAAGACUCGAGAUAGGGCAGUCAAACUGAUCCGAUAAGAAUGUAUGGACCCUAGACUCUAGGUCUGACCACCUAACCUAAGUACAGGUAGGCAUACUAAUAUGCACUAUCAACCCAAGACAAUCGAGGGAAACACUCGAUGAUGGUAAGUGUGAGACCCUCUCAGUCCACAUUUAGACAAAUGGCAGAACAAUUGUCGUGAAAUAGCUUAGGGCUGCAGCUCACGAAUAAUGAUGAGUUUGACGUAGCAUCAGAAGUCAUGAUCUUAUAACUCAUCCUAUCCUAUCUACAUUCUCCAGAUGGCGGUGAAAAUGAAUGGAGAAAACCCUUCGAAAGGUAAUUAAACUUAAGUAAGAAGGGGUACAAAGCUAAGCUUUAGGGAUGCGUAGCUUGGCGGGUCGUGACGGAGUGAAGACAUAAGCAAAGACGUCUAGUGAAGAGCGAUGCUUAGUGUCAAUGGUCGGUCUUGGUCGAGAGUCACAAUAGUUGUCAUCGUAAGACGUGGCAGUCGGUGUAGGCAUGGGCCUGUUGGUGGGCCAAAGGGCACACUAGCGGGCGGACACAGCAUGCCGCAUGGCGUGCCUCGGGGCACAUGGGCGGCGGUGCCAAGUGGGUGCACGGGCUGCAAGAGCCAGUGCAUGGGGCACGUGCAGCGGCGGCACUUUGGCGGGAAUGUUGAGCUUUGGUAGUUGGGCGGAAGCCCAACUGUCGCCAGAAGGAUCAGCCUUCUCUAGCAGUGCCAGGAAGUAGAGCAGAGGAAGGAGACAAUCCCCACCAACGAUACAAGGGAGGGUUGAGCCCUCUUGGUCUAGGCGGCGUUAGAAAUGGCACGACGGUAGUAGAUCAUUGGGAAACUCUGACGGGGGCCUGUGAGGAGCUUGGACUGGAUCUGGCUUGUCGGCAUGGCUGCAAGGUCUCUCUUGAUGUCGGCAGCAGGUAGGCAUUCGUCGGCAAAUGGCUAGCGAUUGGGUAGAGCGGCAGAUGGCGGCUCCAACGAGUUUAUGGUGAAGUUCCAAAGGAAGAGGGGGCAGUCAAACUAGGAGUCAAGAGACUCCGACAGAGUGCUCGACGACAGCUUGUAGGGAGGCAAAGCAAGCCCCUUUCGUCACAAUGGCAUGACGGGGUUCUAGCAGAGGCGGCGGCAAUUGCAGCGGCUACCACAACCCUUUCAUCCGGUGAUGGCGGCAAUCUCAUAGAUGGCAAUGAAGAUGUCCGGCGGCAGCAGUUGGUCUCAGGUGGCGGUGAGACUUCUCAAGCAGUAGUGUCACGAAGAAAGAAGUCCUCAAAGGGUAUCAAUGACCUUCCUCUCCCUCCCCUCCCUAUCCUAGGUCAUGAAGAAGGUAACUCACAAAUGAUAAUCUCUCAGAAAAUUUGGCAUUUCUUGUUGAGGGGGGGUCCUACCUCCCCUUAUAUAGGGCCAACAAGUGGGCUAAGAGGAGGUGAGCCCACUUGAGGCCCUCAAGCCCAUAAGCCACAAAAAGGCUACAAAAAUUAAUUUUGAUGGAUCCUGAUGGAAGUAUAAGUCAAACUGAGAAUAAUCUAAUGGCCAUGAAAAAUUAUUAUGUUCCUAAUUCAUUUCAAAGAGCAUCCAAUAUUAGAGUCCCAUUAGCACCCACUUUUAAAUUCAAAAUAAAUUUAGAAUUUUUUUAAAUACUCCCUAAUUUUCAUGAACUACCUUUAGAGAAACCUUAUUAGCAUUUAGAAAAAUUUCAUAUACUCUAUGAUUUAGUUAAUCUCCCUCAAGUUACAUCGAAAAUUAUUACAAUGAAAUUAUUUCCUUGUAUACUUAAGGACAAAGUUAGUUAUUGAUUAUCCACAUUAGAUAGUAAAUUAAUUAGUUGGAAAGACAUAGAGCAAGCCUUUCUUCAAAAAAUUUAUCUCUUAAGAAAAACUCAAAAUAUGAGAAAACAUAUAUGGAGUUUUUCUCAAAGAUCAAGAGAAACUUUGCAUGAGACAUGAGAAAAAUUCAAAGAUUUACUUAGAAAGUGUCCUCAAGUGGCAGCUCAAUAGAAUUUUGUAUGAUGGAUUAUUAGAACAACAUAGAAAUAUGAUUGAUUCUAUAUGUGGAGGAACUUUUAUGGAGAAAACCCUUGAUGAGAUUUACAAUCUUUAUGAGAAUUUAAGUAAAAAUUAUAGAGAUCAAGCCUCUUUUAAAUUAUAUGAUAGAGAUAAUAAGAAAAGAAUUUAUGAAUUGCAUCAUCAAAAUGAUUCUAAUUUAUAAAAUGAGGUUAAUCAAAUUAAUCAAAUAUUAAAAAAACUUGAUUUACUUAUUGACAAUAUUAGAAAGCCUCUUAACCCUUAUUUUAAUUCAAAUAGUACCUAUUAUAUGUAUGAUGAAAAUAAUUAUUCUGAAUUUUAAUACUAUAAUUUAGAUCAAUUAUUUCACCUUACAAGAACAAGUACAAGUAGCUCACAGUUUUAAUAGAAAUAGUGAGCCUUUUUUAAAUUCUUAUAAUCUUAAUUGGAGGAAUAAUUUUUCAUAGAGAGACCCAAAUAAUAUUCAAAAUUCAGAAGCACUUAGACUAAAUUCAAACUCUGAAUUUUGUCCAAAAUAGGAACAUAGAUUUCAGAAAAAUCAACCCUCUCAAAUCCAACAUGAUACUAUAAAAAUGAUACAGCAAAUAAGUCAAAUGAUGUAACAAAUUAUGAAUCAAAUGAUGUUGCAGUAGAAAUAAAUUAUAGAGCCUCUUGAGAAUAAGAGAGAAGAGGGAUGACGUGACUUAGUCAUUGUAUAUUAAAUCACAUAAAUAUAAAAUUUAUAAAACUAGAAAAUACGAAUUUUCACAUAUUUAGAAGUAUUUCUAAAUAAAUAUAUCAAUUAUAAUUUAAUAAAAAUUCCAAAAAUAGCAGUAAUUUUCCAGGUCGAUCACAGGGAUGUAAUAUAAUAUCUGGUAAUUAUUCAAAAUUUUUCUCAAUGAAUAUGGUUUUCUUUCAAAUUUACACUAAGAAAUAAAAAGAAAAUAUAUUUAAAAUUCACGAAAAAAAAGGAAAUAAGGGUGCGGCGUUAGGAUGACGUCAACGCUCGGCAAAUGUGAAUCAGGCGGAAACAGAGUUCCGCCCAGUGAUUCUUACGUAAGUGAUUACAGACGACUUAAUUAAUCAAAUUAAGAUUUGUAAAAGCCGAAAGAAUCAUAAUUGAACGAAGUAUAGUUUGGUAAAUUAAAAUCACACAAAGUAUCACUAAAUGAAGCGUAAAUUAAAUUGAAAGCAGGAAAACAGAGUUCCGACAUCACGACGACAGAUCGUCAGUGAUGCACCGGAAUCCUGAGCGUUCGAGAGGAUCGUCGUGUAGUGUCCACAGCCUCGAAGGCUCUCCUUGGACAAAGACUACGUGGGCAAUCUCUAGAUCUUCUCGCGAACUCUAGAGAUCAAUGAAGUGGGUCGUCAAAUCAUCUCCGGCGAUUGUCACCCAGCGGAGUGGAAAAAUAGCGACAUUACGGCUCUCCGGCAGUUGUCACCUAAUAGAGAGGAGCUGGAUAGAGGUGGGGCGCGUGUCACCGAGCUUCAUCCUCAGGUCCGCGCAGCAAGAGGAGGCUCUUCAUCGCAUCUGGUACGCUCUCAGGAGGUGGCGACUAGUCUCCCAGCAGAUCGUCCUCUUUCCGACGACAGCUUGUUCGUCAAUCAAUUGGAGAUGAUUUACUCAAUGGAUUUGUGAUCCUUUUAUCGUGAAUCAUUCAGCAAUUUUAGUAGCAAUGCUCAACAAAUCGCAUUGACGAGAUUUUCGCCGAUGAUCCAGUGAUUCUUGUUGCUUAAUCCUUCACCAGCGAUCUACAAGAAAGUCACGAUAAUCAGAUAAAAAUAUAUGAAUUUUGACUCUGAAAGGAUUCAAACCCACGCCAGUCGCCCGCCUGUGAGGAAGGUGUGACGCAGGUUUAGUCCCACAUCGGUUGUGUGCCGAUUUUUCGAGCGAAUAUAUAGUAAUGUUAACUUUGUAAACAAAGUCCCUUCUCUCGCAUGUAAGACCACUCCUUGCCCCACAGCCGGCUGGCCACCAGUGACGUGGAAGGGGAGUAGCGUACACGUGCCCCCAUUGGUCCAAGCUAAGCCGCUCGAGCCCCUGCUCGCAGCUACUCCCCGACUGUGCUUCCAACCGGCUUGCGAGCCCAGCUGGCCGGCAAGUCCCCCCAUUUUGCAAUAUUUUUUAUUUUUAUUUCUUGUUCUUCAUUUAUCUCAAAGGUAAGACUGUAAAAAUCAUAUAAAAUCACAUAAUUACCCAAAAAUUCACGUUAAUCGAUUGAAAACUAAAAAUCAUUCUUUAACACAAAUAUAAGUCUAUUUAUCAUGAGUUAAGGCUAAAACUAUAUUAUUUAUUAAUUAUUAACUCAUGAUAAUGAAGACUUAUCAAGGGACAACUACCUAGUCAGCCCAUAGAAAAUCCAAGGAACCGCCUAACAAUAAGAUUUCAGCAAAGGGAGUUUAGUAACAUGAAUCUAGGAAAAAACUCACAAAAUAAAAAUGUUAAGACAAUAAAUAUAUUAAGGAGUGGGAAGAUUUUACCUGAUCCUUAUCCCCAAACAUUAGAAGAAAAGGAAAACAUGGACAGCCCAAAACAAAAUCAAAUAGGCGUAGAAGAAAAUUUAAUAGAUUUUACCAAGGAAAUUUCAAAAGAGAGGACAACCAUUCUAUUUCCUAAAGCUCUAGAGCCUAGGCAAAGAAAGAAAAAGGAACACAAUGAAGAAAUAAAAAAAAAAUUACAAGAUGUGCAAAUUAGCCUUCCUUUAGUCACUAUCAUUAAACCUAUUUUUGAAUAUGCUAAAGUUUUGAAAGAAAUGUGUACAUAAAAAAGGGCACCUAGAGUAGAAAAAUUAUCUAUGCAUAUUAGUGCUUUAUUAUUAAAUCAAUUACCAUAUAAAUUGAGAGAUACUAGUGCCCUUUUAAUUUCAUGUGAUAUUGGUGAAUUUAUUUUUCAGAAUACAUUACUUGACGCUAGUGCUAGUAUUAAUUUAUUACCUAUAAGUAUUUGUGAUAAAUUUAAUAUUGUUGAUCUUAAACCUUCUACUAUUACCUUAAAAUUUGCUGAUAGAUCUAUAAACAUCCUAAAGGUAUUUUAGAAAAUAUGAUAGUGACAAUUAAAGGGUGUAAAUUUCCAACUGAUUUUGUAGUGUUGAAAAUGGAUUUUACUAGAUAGUUUUAUGAUACACCAAUCAUCCUAGGGAGACUUUUUUUGCAUAUAGCAAAGAUGAAUACUGAUUUUUCCACAAGUAUUGCAAAAAAUUCAUGUGAAGAUCAAUUAGUAGAAAUUAAAAUUUUUGAGAUAUCAAAUGAUCUUAAGAAAUCCCUAGUAUAUGAUUGUCAUACCAUAGAUCUUCUAAAUGAUUUUGAGGAUCUAGAUGUUCUUCAUGAUUGUGUGUUGGAAGAAUAAGAAGAAAUAGAGAAUAUAAAUUUAAGAGAAAAGAAAGAGGAAGAUCAUCUGAAUUCAGAGUUGAAACCUGAUAAGUCUUCAUUAUCAUGAGUUAAUAAUAGUAAAUAAUAUAGUUUCAGCCUUAAAUCAUAAUAAAUAGAUUUAUAUUUCUGUUAAAGUGUGAAAAGUGGUUUUUAGUUGAGUAAUGUGAAUUUUUGGGUAAUUAUGUGGUUUUAUACGAAUUUAUAUGAUUCUUAUAAUCUUACUUUUGAGAUAAAUGAAGAAAAAUAAAUAAAAAUAAAAAUAAAAUAAAAUGGGGGGGACCCGCUGGCCAGCUGGGCCUACAAGUGGGUCGGAAGUGCAGUCGAGGAGUAGCCACGAGCAGGGGCUCGAGCGGCUUGUACUGAUGGGGCAUGUGUGCACCACUUCCCUUCCACAUCACUAGUGGCUAGCUAGCUAUGGGGGAAGGAGUGGUCGUACAAGCACGAGAAAAAGAAUUGAUCAGAAAUUUAAUAUUACUGUGUAUUCGCCAAAAACUUUGGUGCACAACCAAUGUGAGACUAAACUCGUGUCACACCUUUCUCAGAAAUGGGUGGGCAACCGGUGCGGGUUUGAAUCCUCCUAGAACGAAAACUCAUAUUUUUUAUCUAAUUAUUGUGACUGUCCUAGAGAUUGCCAAUGAAAGAUUAAGCAACCAGAAUUUCUGGAUCAUUGGCAAAAAUCUCAUCAAUGUGAUUUGUGGAGCAUUGUUACUAAAAUUGUUGAACGAUUUAUGAUAAAAGGAUCGCGAAUCUAUUGAGUAAAACAUCUCUGAUUGAUCAACAAACAAGCUGUUGUUGAGAAGAGGAUGAUCUAUUGGGAGAUGAGUCACCCCCUCUUGAGAGCGUAACAUAUGCGAUGAAGAGCCUCCCCUUGCUGCACAGACCUAAGGAUGAAGUUUCCUGACACGUGCCCCACCUCCACCCAGCUCCUCUUUGUCAGGUACUAGUCGUUCGAGAGCCACAAAGUUGUCAUUUUUCCGCUCCGUCGAGUGGCUAAUAAGUCUUCAUUAUCAUGAGUUAAUAAUUAGUAAAUAAUAUAGUUUUAGUCUUAACUCAUGAUUAAUAGACUUAUAUUUGUGUUAAAGUGUGAAAAUUGGUUUUGAAUUGAUUAACGUGAAUUUUUGGGUAAUUAUGUGAUUUUAUAUGAUUUUUUCGGUCUUACUUUUGAGAUAAAUGAAGGAAAAGAAAUUAAAAUAAAAAUAUAGCAAAAUGGGGAGACCCACUGGCCAGUUGGGCUCGCAAGUGGGUCGGAAGCACAAUCAGGAGUAGCCGCGAGCAAGGGCUUGAGUGGCUUGAACCGAUGGGGGCACAUGUGCACCACUCCCCUUCCAUGUCACUGGUGGCCAGCCGACUGUGGAGCAAGGAGUGGUCGUACACACGUGAGAAAGGGACUUUGCUAAGAAAUGUUAUAUUACUAUUUAUUCACCCAAACAUUCAGCGCACAACCGAUGUGGGACUAAACCCGUCACCUUCCUGAAAAGAGGCGGGGCAACUAGCAUAGGUUUGAAUCCUCCUAGAGCCAAAACUCAUAUUUUUACCUGAUUAUCACAACUUUUCUACAGAUCACUAGUGAAGGAUUAAGCAACUAGAAUUACUGGAUCAUCAGCAAAAAUCUUGUCAACGCAAUUUGCGGAGCAUUGUUACUAAAAUUGCUGAAGGAUUCAUGAUAAAAGGAUCGUGAAUUCAUCAAGUAAAUCAUCUCCGAUUGAUCGACGAACAAGCCAUCAUCAGGAAGAGGACGAUCCACUAGGAGACGAGUCGCCACCUCUUGAGAGCAUAUCAAAUGUGAUUGAUGAAGAGCCUCCUCUUGCUGCGCGGACCUGAGGAUGAAGCUCCCUAACAUGCGCCCCACCUCCAUCCAGCUCCUCUCCAUCGGGUGACAGCCACCAGAGAGCCGCAAAGUCGCCAUUUUUUUGCUCUGCCGGGUGACAGCCACUGGAGAUGACUCGACGACCCAUUUCAUUGAUCUCUAGACUUUACGAGAAGAUCUAGAGAUUGCCCACGUCGUCUUUGUCCAAGGAGAGCCUUCGAGGCCAUGGAGACUGCACGACGAUCCUCCCAAAUGCUUAGGAUUCUGGUGCAUUGCCUACGCAUCGCCAUUGCAAUGCUAGAACUCUGUUUUCUUGCUUUUAACUUAUUUUACGCUUCAUUUAGUGAUAGUUUUUGUGACUUUAAUUUACCAAAAUAUACUUUGUUCUAUUACGAUUCUUCCGGCUUUUAUAAAUCUUAAUUUGAUCAAUUAAAUCGUUUGUAAUCGCUUACAUAAGAAUUACUGGAUGGAACUCUGUUUCUGCCUAAUUCACGUUCGUCGAGUGCUGAUGUCAUCUUGACCUCCGCACCCUUAUUUCCCUUUUUUGUGAAUUUUAAUAUUUUUCUUUUUCAUUUCCUAGUAUAAAAUUUAUAAAAAAUUGUAUUCAUUGACGAAAUUCUAAAUAAUUAUUAGAUAUUAUAUUACAUCCUUAUGAUCGAUCUAGAAAAUUACCACUAUUUUUGGAAUUUUUAUUGAAUUAUAAUUAAUAUAUUUAUUUAGAAAUACUUCUAAAUAUCUGAAAAUUUAUAUUUUCUAGUUUUAUAAAUUUUAGAUUUGCGUGAUUUAAUAUACAAUGACUAAGUCAUGUCAACAGCUACUAAAGACGAUUCGACGACUCAUUUCAUUGAUCACUAGACUUUGCAAGGAGACCUAAAGAUUACUCAUGUCAUCCUUGUCCAAGGAGAGUCUUUGAGGCUGUGGACACUACACGACGAUCCUUCCGAAUGCUCAAGAUUCUUGUGCAUCACCGAUGCAUCGCUGCCGCGACAUCGGAACUCUAUUUUUCUACUUUUAACUUACUUUCUGUUUCAUUUAAUGAUAAUUUAUGUAAUUAAAAUUUAUUAAGAUAUACUUCAUUCAGUUACAAUUCUUCCGAAUUUUAUAUAUCUUAAUUUGAUCAAUUAAAUCGUCUGUAAUCACUUAUGUAAGAAUCUUCGGGUGGAACUCUAUUUCUACUUAAUUCUCAUUCGCUAAGCGGUGAUGUCAUCUUGACAUCUGCACCCUUAUUUCCCUUUUUUGUGAAUUUUAAAUAUAUUUCCUUUUUAUUUUCUAGAGUAAAAUUUAUAUAAAAUAGUAUUAUUUGUAGAAAAUUCUGAAUAAUUACCCAAUAUUAUAUUACAUCCCUAUGAUUGACCUAAAAAAUUAUCGCUAUUUUUGAAAGUUUUAUUAAAUUAUAAUUGAUAUAUUUGUUCAGAAAUACUUCUAAAUAUUUGAAAAGUUGUAUUUUCUAAUUUUAUAAAUUUUAAAUUUGUGUGAUUUACUAUACAAUGACUAAGUCACAUCAAACCUCUUCCCUCUAGUUUAAAAUAUAUGUUUUUGAAGGAAAAUAAUUUAUUUCCUAUUAUUAUUGUAGUUGAUUUGAGUAAUGAACAAGAAGAAGAAUUAUUAGAUGUAUUUCGAAAAAUUAAGAAAGUUAUUGGCUGGAAAAUGGAUGAUCGUAGGGGCAUUGAUAUGAGUGCAUGCAUGCAUUGUAUAUAUCUAGAGGAGGGGGCUAGAACUAUUAGGGAACCACAAUGAAGAUUAAAUCCAAACAUGAUGAAAAUUGUAAAAAAAGAAAUUUUAAAGUGGUUGGAUGCUAAUAUUAUUUAUCCUAUUCCGAUAGCAAAUGGGUUAGUCCUACACAAGUGGUGCCAAAAAAAUCAAGGAUCAUAGUUAUAAAAAACAAAACUAGAGAUGAAAUACAAAUAGGAUUAACUACUGAUUGGAGGGUUUGCAUUGAUUAUAGAAAUUAAAUUUAGUUACUAAAAGGCAUAACUUCCCCCUACCAUUUACUAAUCAAAUUCUAGAAAACUUAUCUGAAAAAAACAUUUUUUAUUUUCUUGAUGGAUACUCUAGUUAUAAUUAAACUUAUAUAAAUCUUCUAGGCCAAGAAAAGAUAACUUUCACUUAACUAUUUGGUACUUUUUCUUUUAAAGGUACGUCUUUUGGGCUGUAUAAUGUUCCAGCCACAUUUCAAAGAUGUAUGCUAUCUAUUUUUUCUGAUAUGACUGAAAAAUAUAUGAAAAGUUUUAUGGAUGAUUUUUCUAUUUUUGGUGAAUCAUUUCAUGAAUGCUCAAAUCAUUUACAGUAUUUACUUGAGAAAUGUAUAGAAAAAAAAAGUUUUGAGCUCGAAAAAAUCACAUUUUAUGGUUAGAGAGGGAGUUGUGUUAGGUUAUAUUGUGAGUGAAAUAGGUUUAGAGGUGGAUAGAGUAAAAAUUGAUAUUAAAUCUGAAAUAAAAACCUCUAAAUUUCUAAACCUCUCACCAUGUUAUUAUCUAAAGAUGUGCCUUUUAAUUUUGAUGAGAAAUAUUUUGAGUCUUUUCUAAAAUAAAAAGAUUACUUAUUUAGGCACUCAUUUUACAAGCUCUUGAGUAGUCUUUUUCUUUUAAAAUAAUGUGUGAUGCAUCGAAUUAUGAACCGUUCUAAGACAAAGAAAAGAGUCAAAACUAAUACUAAUUUCAUAUGCUAGCAAAAUUAUAUCCGAUGUUCAAUUAAAUUAUACCACGACUGAAAAAGAGUUGUUAGUUGUAGUAUUUUCCUUAGAAAGGUUUAGAUUAUAUAUCUUGGGAGCUAAAAUUAUUAUUUAUACUAAUCACGUAGUAUUAAAAUAUUUAUUAAAUAAGAAAGAUGUAAAGCCAUGUUUAUUAAGAUAUAUUUUAUUAUUACAUAAAUUUAACUUGAAAUAAAAGAUAAAAAAGGUUUCAAGAAUGUUGUUGCUGACCAUCUUUCUAGAUUGAGUGACAUAGGAAUAAAUACAACAACUUUACAAGAUGCAUUUUCAGAUUGACAAUUGAUUGCAGCUCAACACCAACUAUCACCAUGGUAUGCACAUAUUGUCAAUUUUUUAGUUUUUAACAAAAUUUAAAAAAGGUGGGAUCAAAAAGAAAAAAUAUUUCUUUUCUAAGAUUAGAAAUUAUUUUUGGCAUGAUCUUGAUUUAUAUUACUUGGGCAAUGAUCAAAUUUAAAGAAGAUAUGUUCCUAAAGAAAAAUAUCAUAACAUUCUUAACAUGUGCCAUUCAUCUAAUUGUAGAAGAAAUUUCUCUAGACGAGAUAGUUGCAAAUUUUUUUAAAUGUGAUUUUUAUUGGCCUACAAUCAUUAGAGAUUCUAUAGAAUUUAGUAGAACAUGUAUUUCAUGUCAAUUUAUAGGUAACAUGAGUAAAUAAGAUGAAAUGCACAUGAGUAACAUGUUAGUCCUCAAAAUUUUUGAUGUAUGGGCGAUGUGACUUAGUCAUUAUAUAGUAAAUCACGCUAAUUUAAAAUUUAUAAACUAAAAAAUAUUAAUUAUAAUUCAAUAAUACUUCCAAAAAUAUUGGUAAUUAUCUAAGUUGAUUUCUAGGAUGUAAUAUAAUAUUAGGUAAUUAUUCAAAAUUUUCUUCAAAGAAUAUAAUUUUUUAUGAAUUUUAUAUUACAAAAUGAAAAUAAAAUAUAUUUAAAAUUCACAAAAAAGGAAAAUAAGGGUGUAGACAUCAGGAUGAUGUCAGCACCUAACGAAUGCAAAUCAGGCGAAAAUAAAGUUUCACUUGAUAAUUUUUAUGUAAGCAACUAUAGAUGAUUUAAUUGAUUAAAUUAAGAUCUGUAAAAGUAAGAAGAAUCGUAAUUGAAUGAAGUAUAGUUUGGUAAAUUUAAUUCACACAAAUUAUCAUUAAAUGAAGCUGAAAUUAAGUUAAAACUAGAAAAAUAGAGUUUUGACAUCGUAGUGGCAAUACAUCGAUGAUGUACUAGAAUCUUGAACUUUGAGAGGAUCAUCGUGCAGUGUCCACAGCCUCAAAGGCUCUCCUUGGACAAGGACAAUGUGGACAAUCUCUAGAUCUCCUUGUAAAGUCUAGAGAUCAAUAAAAUGGGUUGUCAAAUCAUCUCUGACAGUUGUCACCCAGUGGAGCAAAAAAAUGGUGACUUUGUGCCUUUCCAACAGUUGUCACUUGAUAAAGAAGAGCUGGAUGAAGGUGGGGUGCAUGUUAGGGAGUGAUAAGUCUUCAUUAUCAUGAGUUAAUAAUUAGUAAAUAAUAUAAUUUUAGUCUUAACUCAUGAUAAAUAGAUUUAUAUUUGUGUUAAAGAAUUAUUUUUGGUUUUCAAUUGAUUAAUGUGAAUUUUUGGGUAAUUAUGUGAUUUUAUACGAUUUUUACAAUCUUACUUUUGAGAUAAAUGAAGAACAAAUAAAAAUAAAAAUAUUGCAAAAAUGGGGGAACCCGCCGGCCAGCCGGGCCCACAAGCGCAGUCGGGGAGUAAGUCGCGAGCAGGGGCUCGAGCGGCUUGGGUUGGGGACCGACAAGGCACACGUACGUGACUCCCCUUCCACGUCACCAGUGGCCAGCCGGCUGUGGGGCAAGGAGUGGUCAUACACACAAGAGAUGGGACUUUGUUGACAAACCUAACAUUACUAUAUAUUCGCCUGAAAAAUCGACAUACAACCGAUGUGGGACUAAACCCCUGUCACACCUUCCUCAGAAGAGGUGGGCGACUGACGCGGGUUCGAAUCCUCCCAGAGUCAAAAUUCAUAUAUUUCUAUCUGAUUAUCGCGACUUUCCUACAGAUCACUGGUGAAGGAUUAAGCAACGAGAAUCGCUGGAUCAUCGGCAAAAAUCUCGUCAACGCGAUUCACGGAGCAUUGCUACUAAAAUUGCUGAACGAUUUAUGAUAAAAGGAUCGCGAAUCCAUCGAGUAAAUCAUCUCUGAUUGAUCGACAAACAAGCCGUCGUCGAGAAGAGGACGAUUCAUCAGGAGACCAGUCGCCACUUCUUGAGAGCGUACCAGAUGCGAUGAAGAGCCUCACCUCCAUCCAGCUUCUCUUGCUGCGCGGACCUGAGGAUGAAGCUCCCUAACACGUGCCCCACCUCCAUCCUGCUCCUCUCCGUUGGGUGACAAUCGCCGGAGAGCCGCAAAGUCGCCAUUUUUCCGCUCCUCCGGGUGACAGCUGCCGGAGACGAUUCGACGACCCACUUCAUUGAUCUCUAGACUUCGCGAGAAGAUCUAGAGAUUGCCCACGUCGUCUUUGUCCAAGGAGAGCCUUCGAGGCCGUGGACACUGCACGACGACCCUCCCGAAUGCUCAGGAUUCUAGUGCAUCACUGACGCAUCGCCGUCGCGACGCCAGAACUUUGUUUUACUGCUUUCAAUUUACUUUACGCUUCAUUUAGUGAUAAUUUUUGUGUUUUUAAUUUACCAAAAUAUACUUUUUUCUAUUACGAUUCUUCCGACUUUUACAGAUCUUAAUUUGAUCAAUUAAAUCAACCGUAAUCGCAUACGUAAGAAUUGCCGGGCGAAACUCUGUUUCUGUCCGAUUCGCUCUCGCCUAGUGCUGACGUCAUUCUGACGUCCGCGCCCUUAUUUCCCUUUUUCAUGAAUUUUAAAUAUAUUUCCUUUUUAUUUCCUAGUAUAAAAUUCAUAGAAAAAUCGUAUUCAUUGAGAACAAUUCUGAAUAAUUACUAGAUAUUAUAUUACUUCCUUGUGAUUGACCUGGAAAAUUACCGCUAUUUUUGGAAUUUUUAUUAAAGUAUAAUUGAUAUAUUUAUUUAGAAAUACUUCUAAAUAUCCAAAAAUUCGUAUUUUCUAGUUUUAUAAAUUUUAUAUUUGCGUGAUUUAAUAUACAACGAUUGAGUCACAUCAGGGAGCUUCAUCUUCAGGUCUACGCAGCAAGAGGAGGCUCUUCAUCACAUCUAGUAUGCUCUUAGGAGGUGACAACUUGUCUCUUGGCAGAUUGUCUUCUUCCCGAUGACAGGUUGUUUUUCGAUCAAUCAAAGAUGCUUUACUCAAUGGAUUUGUGAUCCUUUUAUCGUGAAUCAUUCAACAGCUUUAUUAACAAUGCUCUAUAAAUCACGUUGAUGAAAUUUUCACCAAUGAUCCAACAAUUCUGGUUGCUUAAUCCUUCACUGUUGAUCUGCAAGAAAGUCGCGAUAAUCAGAUAAAAAACAAUAUGAGUUUUGGCUUUGAGAGGAUUCAAACCCGCACUGAUUGCCUGCCCUUUCUGGGGAAGGUGUGAUGCAGGUUUAGUCCCACAUCGGUUGUGCACCAAUAUUUUUGACGAAUAUAUAGUAAUAGUACAUUUCCAAUCAAGUCUCUUUCUCGCGCAUAUAUGACCACUCCUUGCCCCACACCUAGCUGGCCACCGGUGGCGUGGAAGAAGAGUGGCACACACGUGCCCCCAUCGGUCCAAGCCGCUCAAGCCCCUACUCAUGACUACUCCCUGAUUGCGCUUCCAACCUGCUUGCGGGCCCGACUAGCUAACGAGUUCCCCCUAUUUUGUUAUAUUUUUUUUUCUUCAUUUAUCUCAAAAGUAAGACUAUAAAAAUCAUAUAAAUUUGUAUAAAAUCAUAUAAUUAUCCAAAAAUUUACAUUAAUCAACUAAAAACUACUUUUUAUAUUUUAACACAAAUAUAAGUUUAUUUUUCAUGAGUUAAGACUAAAAUUAUAUUAUUUACUAAUUAUUAACUCAUCAUAAUGAAGGCAUAACACACCCCCCAACUUAAAUCAUUGCCAGUCCCUUAGCAAUGAAAUUACAAAAAUAAAUCUCCAACAUCAUAUUUCAAUGCAUAAAAAGAAAAUAUAAUUAGAAAUGAUGCACCUUUAGACACUUUGGAUUCUUAUAUCAAGUAUGUAAGAAUGAUGUCAAACACUUAAAUAUUUAAGCACUCUUGGAAUAAUAAUCUAGACAUCACUUCUUCUAUUCACAUAUUUAUCACUUCUUUACUAAUAGAUAUAUUUACAAGAUGUUCCAAUUAUAAAUACUCAUCCAAAAAUAAUACUGAUUCUAUAUUUCCCUUUUCAAUGGCUUACUUUUUGAAGUUUGUACUAUAUUUCCUCCUUUUUUUAUUUUUCUAUAUAGUGGAUAAGUAGCUUUUUCUAUAGAGAAAUUUCAACAAGAAGAAUGAUGUCUCACACCCUCCAUGUGUACUCUUCAUUUUCAGGGCUUUCACUUUAUCCACUUUUUUUACAGCGAAUGUUUUUCUAUGCACGAUUUUCGACAAUGAGAAUGAUGUCUCACACCCUUCAUGUGUACUCUUCGUUUUUAGAUUUUUCACAUUGCUCUCUCUUUUUUUUUUUUAAAAUAAUUGAUUUCUCUUCACAAGUCCUAUAGAUCAGGAUGCAAAAAGCUCCAUUAAACUCAAAUGCUCAGUCAAAUUUUCACAUCAAGUAAAUACUAUCCAUCAAGAUCAUGAAGUGAAAAUCUGUAAAAUCAAAUUCAUGUUACCUAUCAUGUAUCCAAGGAGUAUUCCAAUAUUUCAUACUACUAGAUCAUUAUUUUGACUCAAUAAUAAUCUUCCUAGUAUCUUGUAGUAUCAAUCAAUCUAAUUGAUUUAAUUUUUCAUGCAUGCAAUAUGAUGUAAGAAAGUUAUAAGUUAGAUAGUUUUGAUAGUUCUAUUUUCUAUUUGCAGUUCUACUUUUAGCAACAAUAAAUUUGUCAAAAAUAAAUCAAAACUAUUCUCUUUAUAGCUGUAAUUUCGAAUUUCAGUAAUAUAUGUCUAGGAGAUUGAAAUGUAAGAAAAUGGUCUCAAGAAUUUUAAAAUUUGGGGUAAUUUUUGUCUAUUCUUUUUGACAACCUGUUGUUUCUGACAGGAAAUAAGAAAAUAGAUGUUGUAGUUUCUCUUAAUUUUAUUUUAUUUUUAUUUUUUAGUUGCUGUUCUAAGUUGAAUAUAAUACAAACACAUGUUCUUAAUCGUCCUACAGCAUAAAUUAAUAAAGAAUACUUCACCCCCCAACUUAAAAAUGACAUUGUCCUCAAUGACACAUAAUUUUCAAGUGAAGCAUACAUACAUCCAAAGUUAAGUAUUAAAAAUGUUGUCAUAAAUGAUAAAGCUUAGAAAGACAUCACCUCAAGCUUGUUUUUAAUUUUCCACUUCAUUUUACACUCCUCUUGUACUUUUUCAAAAAAAAAAUUACAGAAGUAUUGUGAAAUUCUAAGAAAAAAAGAGCUUAAAAAAAUUUAAAAAAUAAUAAAAUAGAAUGAAAUAAAAACCAUGGGUUGCCUUCCAUGUAGUGCUAAAUUUAAUGUCUUCAACUAGACAACUCUUAAAUCAUAUAAGACGAUCUAUGGCCAUCAAAAUAUAUUUAUAUCCCAAAGUAAGUUUCAUGAUAUUUUUUUUCAGAUUUAGCAUAAAUUCAUAUACUUCAUAUAUAUACCUUGCCAUACUUUCAGUCAAAACAAAAUGCAAAUUAACAAAAUUUUCCCAAAAAUAAUAUUUCUAUUUUGAACAGAAUCUUUCCUCAUUUCUAUCUUAUUUUGUAAGGCUCUCAUUCAUUAAUAAAUACUUUCUAUUAAUAGACUAUAAAAUGUGAUCAAGCCAUAUAAUUUUCAAAUUAACUCUUACCCAAUCUAGAAUUUUUUUCAUCUAAAUUGAUAUCUCUAAUUCUUCCAUUCACCCGUUUCUUAAUGUCUUCUUUUAUCUACAUAAUCUUCCCUUGCUCUAUUUUAUCUUCCAUACAUAUUUGUUCAAUUUGUAAGGAGUGAAAUAUUUCAAGAUUAGAAAUAACUCUAAUGGGUUGUGGGUUUUGAAAGAUGGAAGGAUUGUCUUCUUUAAUCUCAGAUCUAAUGAAUUUAGUCAAAUUCAAAUUUUCUCCUCCAAAAUUAUCUCUAUAUUCAUAUUGAUUAUUUUCAUUUCUCUCCAUUAGUUGAAUCAACUCUUUUUCUAGCUUUUCGUUUCUCAACUCAUCAAAUUCUUCAUCUUCUCAAGAGCUAUCUUUUAAUUUCAGUAUAUGAUAUGCAUCAUCAUUCUCACUAUCAACAUCUAUUGCUGCCAAAUUAUGAUUAGAUUUAUUAAUUUCGUCUCCUACAUCUCCCAAAUCAAUUGAUUUUUCCUCACUUGAAAUAUGUUUUUCUUCAUUUCUGUCCUUACUCCCUUCUACUAAAAUUUGGAAGAUUCUUCCAUGAUCAGCUGAUUACUCUCAUCAUCCUCACUAUAUUCAUUCAUCAAUUAUGAUCAAUAAAUGAUUUUAUUUAAAUUUUUCACUACUAUAUUUUCGCUCAUUGAUUUCUGCUAAUAAUUAUAAAUAAGGAUCUAGUAAAAUAUUCUCACUUAAUGUAUUUACUAUCCUAACAUUUUCAUUUUGUGGGUGUUUUUUUUAAUUUAUCCAGCUAGAUUCUCCUUGUUGAAAUCUUACUAUUAGAUAGUUUCCUAAUUUUCUAUGAGGUGACUGGGUGACUGUCCCUUUUCUCUCUUAUUCUCAAAAGCCUCUAUAAUUUGUUGCUAAUGAAACAAGGCCACAGGGGCUUCAAGUAGUGAUAGCUGACCUAACCAUAUGGGCCGCUGAUAAGUCUUCAUUAUCAUGAGUUAAUAAUUAGUAAAUAAUAUAGUUUUAGCCUUAACUCAUGAUAAAUAGACUUAUAUUUGUGUUAAAGCAUGAAAAGUGGUUUUCAGUUGAUUAACGUAAAUUUUUGGGUAAUUAUGUGAUUUUAUACGAUUUUUACAGUCUUAGUUUGAGAUAAAAUGAAGAACAAGAAAUAAAAAUAAAAAUAUUGCAAAAUGGGGGGAUCCGCCGGCCAGCCGGGCCCGCAAGCGGGUCGGAAGCGCAGUCGGGGAGUAGUCGCGAGCAGGGGCUGGAGCGGCUUGCUUGGAUCGAUAGGGGCACGUGUGCGCACUCCCCUUCCACGUCACCGGUGGUCAGCCGGCUGUGGGGCAAGGAGUGGUCGUACACGCGAGAGGACUUUGCCUAGAAAGCUAACUUUACUAUAUAAUCACCCAAAUAAUCUGCGCACAACCGAUGUGGGACUAAAUCCACCUUGUUCAGGGGCGGGCGACCGCCACGGGUUCGAAUCCUCCCAGAGUCAAAAUUCAUAUAUUUUUAACUGAUUAUCGCGACUUUCCUGCAGAUCGCCGGUGAAGGAUUAAGUAACCGGAAUCGCUGGAUCAUCGGCGAAAAUCUCGUCAACGCGAUUUGCGGAGCAUUGCUACUAAAAUUUCUAAACGAUUCGCGAUAAAAGGAUCGCAAUCCAUCGAGUAAAUCAUCUCCGAUUGAUCGACGAACAAGCCGUCGUCGGGAAGAGGACGAUCCGCCAGGAGACCAGUCGCCACCUCCUGAGAGCGUACCAGAUGCGAUGAAGAGCCUCCUCUUGCUGCGCGGACCUGAGGAUGAAGCUCCCUAA
Molecule: messenger RNA, 38093 nt
Organism: Spirodela intermedia
Lineage: Eukaryota; Viridiplantae; Streptophyta; Magnoliopsida; Alismatales; Araceae
Source: the annotation of a GenBank genome assembly